Messenger RNA from Pimephales promelas (fathead minnow), 5724 nucleotides. RefSeq names its product cysteine and serine rich nuclear protein 2 (gene csrnp2). Gene Ontology annotation, molecular function: DNA-binding transcription factor activity, RNA polymerase II-specific; sequence-specific DNA binding. The record is from RefSeq and is a predicted model, not a curated record. Lineage: Eukaryota; Metazoa; Chordata; Actinopteri; Cypriniformes; Leuciscidae. Gene Ontology annotation, biological process: regulation of transcription by RNA polymerase II. Gene Ontology annotation, cellular component: nucleus.
AACGAGGACUACAAAUAGGCUCAGCUGGACUAGCUUUGAGACAAAAUAUCCCUUUAUUGUUUUACACGCUUUGUGUCCAAAUAAAACCGCCCAGAAAACAAUAUCCGUUUUCUUGUCGAGGAAGACAACGGACAUUCCAAAGCUAACAAUAGGCUCUUUAGAACUACGUUUCCCGACAGCCUCUACGCCGGCACGUCGUUGACGUCACAAUAAGUAUAUAUGGGUCCCGUGCGGCAUUCCUUACUCUAUUGUUACAUUGUAACAAACCGGGGCAGAAGAGAGGCCCAUAGGGUCCUCGGGCCGACAGAUACUACAACUCAUUUUUUGUUUUUUCUUUCCUUCGAGGUGGAAAUAUAACGUUGCGAUUUGUCUAAACAUAGCGCAGAGCACAACCACCUAUCCGGAGGGAAAAAACCCCCGAAGCUCGGCUCUAUUUGGUCUUUUUGAAUGCUGGCAUUUUAAAGGAUCACCUAGAGAUUUUAUCUGCAUGUAUUGGAUGCAUCCACGCCGGGAUUUUACAUUUCUAGUGAAUGAGGUUCUUGUCUGUCUUCGUCUGCCCCGGUUUUAAUCUUUACAGAGCUUGAUUGCAACGUUAAAUGCUCGCAUAGGCUUCUUGAAACACAGACCCCCAUUUAUAGACCAUGUCAAGACUAAUGUCCAUUGUUUACGAUGCUUAAUUUUUCGUGAAUAAACUGCUAUUUCCUCAUUGGUCUGGCCAUUUCGAUGGGCUGAAGUCGCUUUUGUCUGUCAUUUUGUAACCUUGUGGAAGUCUAAAGCUGAAAUAGGCUCUAAAUCCCCCCCAAAAAGAGAACCAUCCAAAUAAAGGAAGCACGGAACGAGCGACAGCUUCGCCGGUUUAAAGGCUCUCUAUUUCUGCCCAAGACGCAGUGUUUCCAUGGAGACAGUGUCAUCUCGCGGCCUGAAGCGCAGAUUUGAGGAGGUGGACAGCGGCUCGCCGUGUUCCACACCCAAAGAUUCAGAUGAUGACAUCUCCAGCAGUGACAGCGCUGACAGCUGCGACAGUCUCAAUGCUCCCUCCAGCUCUCUAACACCCCCCUCCAUUCUCAGAAGACACAAAGUGUCUUUAGGUCGUAAGCAGGUACGCUUUGAUGCGGUGACGGUCUACUACUUCUCCAGAAGGCAGGGCUUCACCAGUGUGCCCAGUCAGGGUGGCAGUUCCCUGGGCAUGGCGCGCCAUCACUGCGCUAUACGACAUUACACCCUUGGCGAGUUUGCACGAGAACAAGAGAGCAGCCACAAGCAUGUGCUGCGUCAACACCUACGCCAAGAAAAGCUCAAUGCUCGCAAGUUAAAGCUGACACGGAAUGGAACUGUAGAUUGUCCUGAAGCGGAGUUGCUUACCCUGGACGACAUAUCCGAUGAGGAUCUGGACGUUGAGAGUGUGGAGGUGGACGAUUGCUUCUUCCUGCAGCCUCUUCCUACCAAGCGGCGCCGGGCACUAUUGAGGGCCUCAGGUAUUGCCCGUAUAGAUGCCAGAGAAAAGGCUGAUCUGCGUGCCAUACGUUUGUCCCGGGAGGAGUGUGGUUGUGACUGCCGCUUCUACUGUGAUCCUCGGCACUGCGGCUGCAGCCAGGCUGGAAUUAAGUGCCAGGUGGAUCGGAUGUCCUUCCCAUGUGGCUGCACCCGCGAUGGUUGUGGUAACACCGCCGGCCGCAUUGAGUUCAACCCUCUUCGUGUGCGUACCCAUUAUCUCCACACUGUCAUGAAACUCGACCUGGAAAAGAGAAUCCUGUUGGGUGUCAGGUCUGGAGAGGACUGUGGGGAAGAGACAGAGUUAGUCUCCUCGCCCUCUCUGUCUCUUUCUCCCUUGGACUCGGAUGUGGAAAGCCAAAGUGUUCAAGAGGAGCAGUGCGACAGCCUGGAGCGCGAGAACGAAACGGCCGUGCUUCACCUGCAAAGUGCAGAGGAACGAGAAAGGAGGCUGGAACAAGAGGAGCAGCAGGUCGAGGAAGAGCAGAACGCCGACCCAACCCUUUGCCUCCUGCAGGGUGCCCUGUCCAGUCAGGCUGGGAUGGCGGGCAUGGAAGAUGUUGAGGGAGUCCUUCUAGAGGGGCCUUUUCCUGAAGGUGCCACCCUGUUGUGUAUUACAGAAAACCAUCCAGAUGAACAGACCCAGCAGAGGUUGCUCAAAGACCCUUCUUCUGUCCUCUACUAUCAGGUAGGCCACGUAGAGACGGCAGCCUUUGAGACGCUCCCAGCUAAAGUAGAAGAGGCGGCGAGGGAAGGUGACGAUCCAGAGACGAAGAGCGUUCAGCAAAAACAAGAAACCUGCGGGCAGGAUUCGGCCAAGAGCUUGUCUGUCGAAGUACCUCCACCUUUCGAGGAUGGUGGCGAAGAACAUCUUUGCCCAAAUGACGGGGAAUGCCUCGAGACGUGCCUGGCGCUGGAUGAAAAGGCAGUACAACUUCCUCCAGAAGUGUAGAGCCCAUCACCUCUGCAGAUGUUUUGCACAAGUUAGUCAUUGAAUUCAAAGAGAGCCUACUCCACACAGUGCGAUAUCUUACAAUUCUGCAUAAUGUUAUUCAAUGUUAAUGAAACAUGUUACCUUCAUGGGUUUGUAUCCAUUUUAGCUGGAGAUAAGCAUGUACUGUGUUUGAAGUAGGUUGUCUGUGGUGAAAAUGAGUAAUUAAAAAGAAAAAAAAAUAGAAUAAUUUAUUUACGAAAAAAAGAAACUCAAGAAGAGCAGAGAUCCUGAUCUGAACAAGUGUUGUUUUUUCCAAUAUGGUAUCGGUUCAUUACUUGAUACUGGUGGGGAAAUGUGGCCUUUAUGUCGAGGAGCAAGCAUUUUCAGGAUUAUCCAGCGGCUUCUUAUGGCCUUCUAGUUUGUAUAGUUUCCAAUAGCGCACCCCGACAACUAAUUGGCACUGACCAGAGGGUAUAUACUAACGUUAAGUUCACGUUUCGUCAGAAUUACUGCAGUUAUGAGACAACUCUGAGCUGGUCAUAUACUCCGACUCAGUUCUAUAGCAAUUCUCAUAACGCCAAAAUGUAUCCAUGCAUCCUUUGUUGCUUAUGACGGAAAAACCUCUUCUUUAACUUGGAAUUGAAUGCACUUAGAAGAGUUUUAAUCAAAUUCAGAGGUUCCAGCCUUAGAAUUACACAAGUUCCUCAUUAAAACAAUGGGUUUAUAAUUCUGCCAGGGCGUGAAUGCAACAUUAGUAUGCUAAUGGCUAAUGCUAACGCAGUGCUAAUGCUAAGAGAAGGGGUUGCUAAUUUUUGAUGAGGCUGCUGUUUGUAGCAUCCUUCCUGUGAAUAGACCCAACAAUCCUGGAAAUACUUGGUUUUCAUCAUGUACUGUACAAGUGUUUUGCUAAGAGCUAGCAUGAAGAUGAGUGAAAAAGCUGCUUGUUCUCUGUAUGCACGUUGAAAACUUGAUUCGUUUGAACUUGCUGACGGGGAUCAGGAGGAUAAAUGAAUGUGCAAGCCAUUUGCACAGCAGUUCUUUACUGAAUUAUCGUAGUCUUGACCUUACACCGUUUGAAGCUGUAGCCUAUCGUCCCAGUUCGUGGACAUUUAUUUAUUUACCACCGCUUUGUAUUGUGAGGGCGAGGACAAUGUGUUUAAUGUUUGAGUACUGUCACCUACAAUCAACUUUUUUUUUUCUUUUUUUUUUUUGUCAUUUUUCAGGAGUGAAUGAGAUCAUACACAUUUAUUGCACAUCAAGCCUUUAUAAAUUACAGAAGAGAUUCUAGCUGUAAUUUUACUUCAGGUAGAAAGUAAAAAUAUUGAGUUUUAUGUAUGGGUGAAUAUCAUAAAACCAUGUCCAGGUCACAUUUUACUCGAAAAUCUAAAUAAUAAAUAAAAAACAAGACAUUUUACAUAACUAAAUAAAGCCUUUUUUAGAAUCAUAAAGAUAUUUUGUGACAGUUCAGCACAUUUUCCCUCCAAAUUCCAUUACUGUAGUGCAUCCACGUUUUUUUUUUAUUUUGUUUAUUACUCUCAAAUGGUUAAUCUCAUACUUUAAUAUAGUAAUCGAAUUACUUUACAGUAAUGAGAAGUUUGGGUGCAAAUGUGAUAACGCCAACAAAACUUUAUGGUAUUAAAAUUUGGCUUUACUUUCUAUUUUAAAUAUGUAAUUGCUUAUUUUCUUUUGCACUGAAAUAUGACUCAUGACAUGAUGUGUUCAACCUUUAAAACAAGUACUCAAAAUCUAAAACUCAAAAUGUAAACCUUUAUGUACUGUAUGACAAGUCAAGGAAGACUUUGAGGUCUAUAUUGUAAUGUUAACUUACACAUGUGACUCAGUUUGUCACACUAGGCCACAGUUUUAUAUAGUCCUCCUGAAACAUUACAAGUUAGAUUUAUUAUAAUUUUCUGUCAACAGUGCACAUCAUUGUAAACGUCCAAACCCUCAUUUUAACCCUGUGAAGACCAUCCUCCUCGUCCUUUUUACCCUUUUUGCUGUUCUUCCCUUUUGCAUUUUUAGUGUCCGUCCCUCCCACAUACCUCUUGUUUUAGAAUAUGAAUAAUGAAGACUUUACCUAGAUGCUUUCGGUUAGUUGUUUUAGUUCACUCCUGUUUAAUGAUAGUUAAAGACAAAGUAAUAAUUUGAAUGGUUAUAUGAAAAGAAAAAAUGGUGUCUUCAAAUAGUAUAAUGAGUUCUGUGAUGUUGCUAAAUUAUUUAAAAAAAACCCAAGAAAAUGGUCAUCUUGCCGUGUGUAUGUGUUUGUAUGUGUGCCAGAAAGAUUCUUGCUGAUUUGAGUGAUGAACCAAUGUUUGUGAGUGCAGUAUUGGUUCUUAAUAUUUCAAAAGGUGCUCUUAUGUUAGUUCUCUCACAUUCAUAGUAACACUAGCCUAUAUGUAGAGAGUGAAAAAAAGAAAUGUUAAAAAUCCACAUAUUGUUGGUUGUAAAUGCAAAAUGUUGCCGUUAUCUCUCUGCUUCUUAUUUACUCACUCUUACAUGUCAUGGGUAAAGGAGGAUGCUUUAUUAUGUGAUUACAUUAGCUAAAUGGAGCAUGUGAGGCUAAUAAUGAAAUUGUUAGCAUGGUUGCUCCCUCAUAUGAUGUAAUGCUCCAAGCAUAAAGCUUGAUUCAAACCUAAACCUGCAAUAAUUAUGUUUUGCAAAUGACCAAUCAAACAAGAAGGAUUUUUGUUUUGUUUUAUACUGUUGCUGUUUAUAAAAAAAAAAUUCUUACUUUGUUUUUGCCUUGUUGUAUGUUAGCAUGUCGUUUCGUCUCAGUUUACUGAAUUAUCUUAAUGUACUGGCUCUCUUUUUUUGUGGGUUUGCCAACACACAUUCCUGCACUCAAAGUUUUGUCUGUAUUGUCUGAACUAGAAUCUGACGUAUCCUUAAAAAUGGUGGCAUAGGGGCCUGCUAUUGACCAAAACAUGGUAGAUGGAAGUCAGUCUUCGUUUUUGUUCAUGUUUUUGACAUUUGAACAUUCGCCAGUCUAGUGGUCUAAAACCUAAUGGCUUUAAAAAGGAGAGUUGAAUGUUGCACAUGCUAAUGUACCUGUAACUAAAAUGCUAAGCAUCUUUUUGUUUUGUCAGAUAUAUUUUUUGUUUUCCUCCUUUUUUAAGUACUCAGAUUAGAGACCACUACAGUAACUGAAAACUAACUUUCAUUAUGAUGUGUGUGUGUGUGUGUGUGUGUGUGUGUGUGUGUUAGAGGUGCUUUAUUAAUAAGGCUGAAUGGAUUUGAAUUCUACACUGUAAGAGUGACUUAUGCUAACUGUUGCCUACAGAGGAGACAAAACAUACAAA